Molecule: messenger RNA, 2125 nt
Organism: Caretta caretta (loggerhead turtle)
Lineage: Eukaryota; Metazoa; Chordata; Testudines; Cheloniidae
Gene: CAV3
Product: caveolin 3
Biological process (GO): caveola assembly; regulation of cytosolic calcium ion concentration; cell differentiation
Cellular component (GO): caveola; focal adhesion; sarcolemma
Molecular function (GO): molecular adaptor activity; transmembrane transporter binding
Source: RefSeq, a predicted model, not a curated record
UUCAAUCUCUCUCUGACUCAUCCAGGCUAACUCCUUUGAAAAGAUAGUUGUAUGGUAUGAAAGCGUAGAUGAGUCCAGUGCCCCUUUAAGGAAUGCUUUCAGGCCUCAGUGUGAGCUACAAUAUUAAUUUUAGCUUGGAGGUUUGCCACAGGCAGAUUUCGUAGAGGGUCUUGAAGCUAUAGCGAGGCAGCUGUUCACUGGUAUCCCGGGUGGGGUUUGCUUAGUAAAGAAGAGCACAACGCUUGAGAUACUGAAUGCACAACUAUCUUUCGAGGUAUUUUGCCAGCAGAGCAAAGGUUCUGGAACUUUUUUUAAAUUGACUUGCGCCAUUCUAUCAAGAAACUAUGGCAGAAGAGCAAACUGGACUCGAGGAGCGGAUAAUAAUAAAGGACCAGCACACAAAGGAAAUAGACCUGGUGAACAGAGAUCCAAAGCACAUUAAUGAAGAUGUUAUAAAGGUGGAUUUUGAAGAUGUCAUUGCUGAGCCAGCAGGUACAUACAGUUUUGAUGGAGUAUGGAAAACCAGCUACACCACCUUCACAGUCAGCAAGUACUGGUGCUACCGGCUGCUUUCGGUUGUGUUGGGAAUCCCUCUGGCAGUCAUCUGGGGCUUCCUCUUUGCUUUAAUCUCCUUUUGUCAUAUCUGGGCAGUGGUGCCCUGCAUCAAAAGCUACGUGAUCGAAAUCCAGUGUGUCAGCAGAAUUUACUCCCUCUGCAUCCACACCUUCUGUGACCCACUGUGCAAGGCCCUGGGGCAGAUAUUUAGCAGCAUCAAACUUGCCCUACGCAAGGAAGUCUAGAGCGAUUGGUGGAGAAAACGCAGAAACAAUCACUCACCCAACAAUCACACUUCCGAAGUUUUCCUAAAAGACUGUGCACCAUAUUCUUCUCUCAGUUACACUGGAGUAACCAGGGAUGCCUAUGCAGUUACUACACAUUCAAUCUAAUGUAAAGGAGAGCAGAACUUCCUCUGUAAUUAUUUCAUGGACCACAACCUUAGAUUAACACAUGCAUUUAUUAAGUAACAAAUAAGGGUGUGAGAAAGCUAAAGUACAUUCGGGUAUCGUGCAAAAUGGUCGGUUUAGUUAGCCAUUAGCUCAAAAUAGUAUCAGGAAGCACAGUUAUGUAUUAUUGCUGCAAAUAGUGGCUGUUGUAAACGCUUUUGUUUUAAUUUGCAAUAUGCCAGAAGUGUAUGGAUUGAUGAUGUAAAUGACAAAGUUUUGUUUCCAGGUGUGUUUCCAUUUAAGCUUUUAAAUCCAGGUAACCUUACUGGGUAAAUGUUUGACUGCUGAACAUGCUUUUCGAGGAGUGCAGUUUGUGUCUGUUGUUUUGUGGCUGCAAGUGCAUAUCAUGGCAUUUAGACCCGCUAACUAACUGUGGGCAUAAAUCAGGUAGUUAAACAUGCAGCUAUUACAAGCUGUAUCCAGGAUUCAAUGGCAGGCACAAAAGCUGCAGACAUUUGGCCCAAUUUUUUUCUCAGACCCAAAUUACACUUACAAACCGGACGGUUGGGCCUCCCCACCACAUCUGAAUAUUUACCUCAAUGACCGCAAACAUAUUUGACUAAGUCACUUAAAUAAUUACCAGAUUGGUUUUCAUAAAAGAUUUUGGCUUAUUUGCUGAGAAGGUGGGGGGAGGGGUUAUGUUAUUUGCUUGUUUGAUCUCAUGAUAAACUAGGGAAUUCAUUUUCCUCCCUAAUGGUGUUUAGUCUUAGCUAAUCAGUCCUGUUGCCAUGUUUCUAUGUUCCCUAUAGUUACAGCUGUCUUAACACUGGAGCAAGAAUUAGCUAAAAUUCCUAGAAUUGUGGGGCCCCAUUAACAUCAAUGGUGUUGCACUGGUAUAAACAAGAAUAGAUUUUAGCUCAUUGGGCCUAAUUCACUCAUGCAGUAUUUAACACGAGAUACCCUAGUGUCUUUAAUGCAUUUAGUUCAGAUAUACCACCGUGCAAGCAAGAGGAGAAAGAGACCCUUUGUUUUCAAUGGAAGUUGCACAUUUCAGGUCAGAGGGGUUUUGGCCCAUAAAAAUUAGGGAUUAAAAAAGGGCCAUUAUGUCAAGUGCAAAGGUAUUUCCUACUCUGUAUUCUCAGGUAAUUUGUCCAGCCCAUUUUUAAGGAAUCACACAGUGA